CUUUAUAUAUAUAUAUAUAAUCUCUCCUUCUAUUUUUACACACUCUCAUUCUCUUUCUCUCAUUUCUUACAAUGGAUAAUCCCACAUCGCCAUUUCCACCUUUAAACUUAGACAACCUACGAGCCACCAAAGUACUAGGCAAAGGUGCAAUGGGCACUGUUUUCUUAGUCCACAACACUAUAACCGACCCAUUAUCCCAAUCCCCUUUCGCCCUCAAAGUCAUCGACAAAUUCUCAAAACCCGAUUCCGACCGCCGUGCACGGUGGGAAACCACCGUACUCCACCGUCUCCACCACCCUUUCCUCCCUACUCUCCUCGGCUUCUCCGAAACCCCCGACAUGCUUUCCUACGCUGUCCCUUAUUGUUCCGGCGGUGACCUUAAUGUCCUCCGUUAUCAACAAAGCGACCAUGUUUUUUCACCUUCAGCUAUUCGCUUUUAUUUAGCUGAAAUUAUACUCGCUCUUGAAUAUCUUCAUACUUUAGGCAUUGUUUAUCGUGAUCUCAAACCCGAGAAUAUUCUUAUUCAACAAUCCGGUCACGUUACCUUAACGGAUUUCGAUCUUUGCAAAAGCUUAACUCUGAAGAAAAAUCUGAGUUCCUUAGAUUUCAAUUCAGAUCCUGAAAUAGAUAACAUUCCAGCACCAAUACAACCCAAAAAAUUCAAACAAUUAGCUAAAUUUGUACUUCCGAAGAAAACAUGCACAUAUUCUAGGUCCACGACCACGACCAAAAAUGGACUAAGGAAAGUGAAAAGUGCACGCGUUUCGCCCGUGAGUAGACGAAAUCCGAGUUCGUUUUACGAACGUUCGAAUUCGUUUGUUGGUACAGAGGAAUAUGUUGCACCAGAAAUUGUACGAGGUGAAGGGCAUGAAUUUGCAGUAGAUUGGUGGGCUUUAGGGGUAUUAUGUUACGAAAUGUUGUAUGGAACGACGCCGUUUAAAGGGAAAAAUAAGAAGGAAACGUUUAGUAGAAUAUUGAUGAUGGAGCCGGAGUUUAUUGGGAAGAGAAAUGCUCUAACGGAUUUGAUCGGUAAAUUGCUGGAGAAAGAUCCCACGCGCCGGCUGGGUUAUCGGAGAGGCGCGUUGGAGAUUAAGGAGCAUGAGUUUUUUCGUGGGCUGAAAUGGGAUUUGUUAACGGAAGUUGUACGGCCGCCGUUUUUACCGUCGAAAGAUGGGACGGAGUUGACGGAGGAAGUGAAGAGAGGUGGGUUUGAUGUAACGGAGUAUUUGCAGAAACUGAAGGCCCCGCCGUCGCCGUUAUGGUCGCCGUCACAUGAUGAAUGGAGAAAUAACGUUUCGUUAACGGAGUUCUAACGCACGUGUAAAGAAUAUGGGACCAGAUUGGUGUUUUACCAAAGUUAAUGUAGGUUAUUGUAAAUAAACGUUAACUUUUUAGUGCUAUAGAACAUCAUAAUUAGACUGAAAUGAUGUAAUUUAGCUGUCUAUUGUUAGAUUUAGAAGAGAUGUAUAUACGCGCUAGCGGUGGCGCGUCGAGGAUCUAUUGGAUUACAUGGGGUUGUAAACUAAUGAGGAAUAAAGAAUUAAAGAUGCUUGGAAUGAAGGCUAUGAUUUUUUAGGGUAAAUUUGUGAUUUUACCAAUUUGGACAAAAUCAUUGUUACCUUUUAUUUUGAAGAAAGGAAUUUUGCUUUUCUUGCC
Messenger RNA from Nicotiana attenuata, 1656 nucleotides. Its product is annotated as serine/threonine-protein kinase UCNL-like. Gene Ontology annotation, molecular function: ATP binding; protein serine/threonine kinase activity. The transcript has a single exon. The coding region runs from base 72 to 1313 and encodes 413 amino acids. Lineage: Eukaryota; Viridiplantae; Streptophyta; Magnoliopsida; Solanales; Solanaceae. Gene Ontology annotation, biological process: protein phosphorylation. The record is from RefSeq and is a predicted model, not a curated record. Gene Ontology annotation, cellular component: cytoplasm; plasma membrane; nucleus.